AUGGGGUGUGGGUCAAGUUUUUCAAUAUUACCAUUAGUUCAGAAAAAUAAAAUCGUAGAUUCAACAGCAAAUGAUAAAUCAAUUGGUAAAUUACCUCCAAUAAAUUCUCAACAAAAAACAAAUCGAAGUAAAGAUAAUCGAGAGAAAAAUCUCGAACCAUUUACACUUGUUUGCCUCGAUAAACAUUUUAAUGAAAAUGAUAAACAACUUCGAUCAAUUAUUGAUUAUAUUUGUUGUUUUAAUGAUAUAAAUAAAUGUGAAGAAUUUAUUAAAAAUAUCGAAAAAAAUAAUUUUAUAUUUCUUAUCGUAUCAAAUGAAUAUUUUACAAAUAUUAUCUCACAUAUUCAUGAUUUAUCACAAAUUAUUGCUAUUUAUGUAUUUCAAGACAAUAAAACAAAAAAUAUUGAUAAACAUUGGAUUAAGCGAUAUUCAAAGAUGAAAGGCAUUUAUUUUGAACGUGAAAUUUUAUUUGAACAAUUAUCAUCCGAUGUGAAUAUAUCAAUGAAUAUCAUUGAUUUAAUUCCUAUCACUGUUUAUAGUCGUACUGAUGCAAUUCAAACAAAUAAUAAUUCAACUGAUCAUCUUCAAUUUUUAUUUUAUCAAUUAUUUAUUCAACAAUAUUGUUUAAAUCCAUCAACACUAUUAAAUAAUAAAGAUUUUCUUAAUUUAAUUCAAAAUUAUUAUUCAUCAAAUCGUGAAGAAAUGAAAUUAAUUAAUGAAUAUAAAAAUGAAUGUAAUUCAUCGAAUGAUAAUCUAUCAUGGUGUUUACGAGAGAGUUUUCUUCGAAAAAUAUUAAUACAAUCAUUGAUUACAUUCAAUAUUCCAUUAUUAUUUUCAUUAAGAUUUUUUAUUCGUGAUAUGCAUAAAGUAAUGAUUGAAAAAGCAUCAUCAUCAUCAUCACAUCAAAAACAAAAUUUUUAUCCAAAUGGUUCAGGAAGAUUUGGUAAUGGGAGAUUAACAAAUGAACAAGUAUUUUAUCGUGGACAAGCUUUAUGUAAAGAAACAUUUUUUAAAAUAAAAUCUAAUAUUGGUGAAAUAUUAUCAAUGAAUAAUUUUCUAUUAGCAAGUAAAAAUCGUCAAGAUUCAUUAGGAUAUAUUCGUCAAAAUCUACCAAAAACAGAUUUAAUUUAUCGAAUUUUAUUUGAAAUUAAAGUUCCACGGGAAUAUUCAUUACAAAAACAACGUCCUUUUAUUGAUAUAAAUUAUUUAAAUGGUCAUAAUAAAUCAUCGGAUGAUGAUAAAGAUUUAUAUUCAAUAUUAUUUUUUAUUGGUUCAAUAUUUCGAAUAGAUACAAUUGAAUUUGAUAUUAAUAAUGAUUGUUGGAUUAUUCAAUUAACAUUAUAUGAUGAACAAAUAAAUCAAGGUUUUUCUCAAGUAUUUACAUUUUUAAAUGAUACAAAACAUACAAGUAUAGAAAAUACAACAAUAUUAGCUAAUCUUCUUCGUCUAAUAUCACCAAAUUCAGCUGAACAAUUUUAUAAAUAUUUAUUAAAAGAUAAUUCAAAUUCUUUAUCAAAAUUAGAAUGUUAUCGUGGUCUUGGUCUUUGUUCAUAUACACAAAAUGAUUAUGAUCAAGCAUUAAUUUAUUAUGAAAAAGCUUUAAAUUUAAAACCAAAUGAUAAAAUAAUAAAAUCAUCAUUACAUAAUAGUAUUGGUCUUGUUUAUGCUCGACAAGAUCAAAUAGAAGAAGCAUUGAUACAUUUUACUAAAGCAUUAGAAAAUAGUUCAAUACCAUUACAUAUGGCUUGUGUUCAUCAUAAUUUAGCAUUAAUUUAUAGUAAACAAGAAGAAUAUGAAGAAGAACUUCAACAUUAUGAAGAAGCAUUUCAAAUCCGUACACGUCAAUUACCAGUUCAACAUUUACAAAUAGCAUCAUUACAUAAUAAUAUUGGUAUUGUAUAUUCUGAUAUGCAUGAAUAUGAUCAAUCAUUAUCAAACUUACGAAAAGCUCUUGAAAUUCGUUUAAAAUUAUUAGCUGAUACACAUAUUGAUGUUGCUAGAAGUUAUGCUAAUAUUGGUACGGUUUAUUCUAAAACACAAGAAUAUCGUAUGGCGUUAGAAUAUUUAAAUAAAGCACAUAUUUUAUUUGAAAAACAACAACAAAUACCACAACAAGAUCUUGAACAACUUGAUAAAAAUAUUAAAAUUGUUAAUGAUAAACUUCGACGUCAAACUUAUUGA
Messenger RNA from Adineta steineri, 2181 nucleotides. Lineage: Eukaryota; Metazoa; Rotifera; Eurotatoria; Adinetida; Adinetidae. The record is from the annotation of a GenBank genome assembly.